CAAGUAAUUUCUCAAAAUUUUCCCAACUUAUUUUCCCUUAACCUUUUAAUUUUAGGCGCUCCUUACUCACAUUACUCACUCUUCCCGUUCCUGCUCCAAUCGAAACCCUCGUACCCAAAACCCAAACCCCUCCUUCUAUUUCCCUCCUAUCGCGCCUCUUCUCCCCCCUUUCGAUUUCGCUACACACUUUCUUCCAGAUUUUUUUAGGGUUUAGAUUGUAAACAAAAAAGAUGAGUGGAACAGAGAAAGGUUCGGGAACCACGAAAACGCCAGCUGAUUUUCUCAAAUCCAUUCGUGGUAGGCCAGUUGUUGUUAAGCUCAACUCUGGUGUCGACUAUCGAGGUAUCUUAGCUUGUCUAGAUGGCUAUAUGAAUAUUGCAAUGGAACAAACAGAGGAGUAUGUUAAUGGACAACUCAAGAACAAGUAUGGUGAUGCAUUCAUUCGAGGGAAUAAUGUUUUGUACAUCAGUACCUCAAAGAGGACUCUAGCAGACGGCGCUUAGAAAUACAGGAAUCGAAAUACAUGUUGGUUUGAACUUUGAAAGACUCUUGUAACUUUUUGUAUUAUGCGGGGACUGCCUGGACAUAGUAGCAGCUGUUACCUAUUUGUCUGAAGCCUUUUUCAUUUCAUGUUAUUCAUGGUAAUUGAGUUGCUAUGGUUAUAUAGUAAGGCAACACAGUACAGCCAGUUUGUAAAAUACUUUUUGGUAUCUCUUGGCAGAAUAUUUUAGCUUUGUUUGGAAUUUUAAAAGAGUAAUAUUAAAUGUUAUCACUUCAA
This is a messenger RNA of Lathyrus oleraceus (garden pea), 778 nucleotides long. Its product is annotated as sm-like protein LSM36B. Gene Ontology annotation, biological process: mRNA splicing, via spliceosome; maturation of SSU-rRNA. The coding region runs from base 231 to 503 and encodes 90 amino acids. Gene Ontology annotation, molecular function: RNA binding. Gene Ontology annotation, cellular component: U6 snRNP; nucleolus; P-body. The record is from RefSeq and is a predicted model, not a curated record. NCBI's taxonomy places the organism in Eukaryota, Viridiplantae, Streptophyta, Magnoliopsida, Fabales, Fabaceae. The transcript is spliced from 4 exons.